CUUGAUUCUCGUCCAGUCGUUUGUGUCGUCAGUCUGCACUCAGCACUCAGUAGAGAGGAGAGGCUGGCACCACCAGCACCGCAACGAGUUUUCCUUUGUGCUUCAGCUGACGCGCAUCCUUCCGAGAGGAAUCACCAUCAAACAUCAAGGGGAGAAAGCUGUGAAACACAAUGGGACCAUUUCAGGAAUAUGAGGAAAAGAAAUCACCAGAGAAAGGAAGCCCCCGAAGCCGCAUCCCACGUUUGGUUCUUCACCCCUUCCGACCAAAAGACAAAGGAUCACCUCAGUCUGAUUCCCCCUUCUCGGAGGAGGAGGGUAAGGAGUGUGACAUCAGCUCUGACCACUCCAAGAGGACCAUCAGCACAAACAGUUUUUGCUCUGAUGACACCGGCUGCCCCACUAGUCAGUCUGUGUCCCCCUCCAAAACCCCGUCAGGCUCAGAGCAGAGUGCCCAUGGAUCGCCGAUACUCCCAGAGCGCAAAACCAAAGUGAAGAGGGUAAGGGUGAUGACCGAGGGCAGCAGUGAAGCACGAAGCACACCAAGGCACAAGAGGGAGCUGAGGUCGGCCAUGAAAACCAGAGGUAGUGAGGCAGAUUUCAGCUCCUCCAGCAGCACAGGCAGCUUGAAGGCCCGGGAAAGCCUGGUGUCCAGUUCAGUUGGGAAGAAGGCUCCUUCACGCAGUCGUGGCACUUACAUCCGUCCACUGCCAGUGUUUAAACCACCUGGACACCUAACAGCCAACCGUGAUGCAGAACUCUACGCUCCCUACAGGACCCCUCCCAGAGCCACAUCCUCAACCACCAACAGCAGCAGCUGCAACUCGAGCCCCACCUCUAGCAGAAGAGUGAGUUUGGGCCACUACCACUCCUGUAAAGACAACCAUGGCAUCAGGCCCCCGAACCCUGAGCAGUACCUGACCCCUCUGCAGCAGAAGGAAGUGGCCAUCAGACACCUGAAGACCAAAGUGUUGGAGUCGGAAAACAGAGUUCGUGACAGGGAGUUGGAGAUUGAGGAGCUUAAGACCCAGCUUGGCAGGAUGAGGGAAGACUGGAUUGAAGAGGAAUGCCACAGAGUGGAGGCUCAACUGUCCCUCAAAGAAGCCCGCAAAGAGAUCAAACAGCUCCGUCAGGUAGUGGAAACCAUGAAGAGCAGCCUGAUGGAGAAGGAUAAGGGAAUACAGAAGUACUUCAUUGAUAUAAACAUCCAAAACAGGAAGCUGGAGUCAUUGCUCCAGAGCAUGGAGCUAGCCCAGAGUGGCGUCAACCUCCAAGAUGAAAACUCCUUGGACUUCAUGUGCGACAGCCCCACUGGUGUUGGGAAGAAACUGGUGGGGGAGGACGAGGGUGGGAUGGAGUUGGAAGAUCAAGGAGCAGAGGCAAUGGCGGACAGUGGGCUGCUGGCAAAUGAUGAGAUGGCAAACAGAGCGGACAUUUUUGAGCAGGUUUUUAUGUCCACUGCCGUAGAUUUCAGCCAGGACUCUAGUAUUAAACCCGGGGCAACAGAGUCUGAGCCCGGGGUAUCUGCCCUGUCAGAAGAUGGACAAUUGGCUGAUAAAUCUACUGCAGCCCCACCAUCUACUGCAAAUGCACUUUCAACCACAGUCACCAUCUCUUCAAAUACUCCGCUCCAGCCAAACGCAGAAGAUAAAGGAAUCCAGACAGACCUGAUGCCUAUAUCUCCAGACUUGCAGGCUCUCCUCCUCCAGUUGCUUAAAUUCCACGGGGCGUCACUGGAGGACACAGCCCCCAGCAGUCUCCUGGGAUUCCCAAACCUACCCUCCUCCACUUCCACUCGGCCUGACUUAACACCCCUCCAAUCCAGUUUGCCUCCAUCGAGCCCCAACACCUCAUCCGACUCUGGAGCAUGUUGUUCAGAGAGCCAGCGGUUCAUGGAAGAGCUGGACUUUGGAGUCCAUGAAGAAAAACCUUGUCUGUUUCCUGGACAGACAAGGCGUAUGGAUGUGGUGGAGAAGCGUUAUUGGAGCAGCAGCUUUCUGGUCGACCUGGUAGCAGUAGCAGCACCAGUGCUGCCCACUGUGGCUUGGCUGUACUCCAGACAUGGUGUGGAUGGAAGCGGUCCGGUGUACAACAUUGCAGCACUGAUCAGGGGAUGUUGCAUCAUGGGAUUGCACUCCCUUCGUCAUGUCACUCACAGGCCGGAUGUGUGAUUUAACUUCCAACCCGCAUGCAUACGCCUAACUUUGAGCUAAAAGCACUUAAGCAUCUUUUCAAGAGUAUUUAUGAAAUCCGUUUUUGUUCACUUGAUGAGAUAAAUGCAGUUCUAUUAGGUCCAGCACUGUUAUUUUGCACUGUACAGUUGCCAUGGGGAUGGUGAGUGGUGACAUGAAAGGGAUUAUUUAUAACAGGGUUUAUGUAUUUGUAAUUUCCAUUUCUAACCAGAUCAUCUGGGUAGAUGGUUGUGUUGUUGUCCUAUGGUGUCUCCAGUUUUUUAAAGGAAGUUCUUUAUGUUAAGAUUACUAUAUAUUUUCUUUUCAAGAAGAAGACUGAAUGCUGCUGUUGUGAAAUGUUUGUGCUACUGUUGAAAAAGCAACCUUCAGCCAAAGCUUUGUCUGUUCACUGUUUUGUGAAUCCUGCCCCCCACCCCUUCCUCCUAAGGAGUAGAGCUUUACUCUGUACAGCCUGUGUAUUGUUCAUAGAAAUAAGUUGAUGCUUCAAAGCAGCUGUCACUUGUUAUGUGCCUGAGCUAUGUGCAAUACUGGUUUACAUGAAAUGUUCUAGCAUCUUUAUUAAAGCAUGAUUAUUCUGGGCAUAUUUGGACUUAU
Messenger RNA from Melanotaenia boesemani (Boeseman's rainbowfish), 2783 nucleotides. RefSeq names its product syntabulin (syntaxin-interacting) (gene sybu). The record is from RefSeq and is a predicted model, not a curated record. The transcript is spliced from 8 exons. Gene Ontology annotation, cellular component: vesicle; cytoplasmic microtubule. The coding region runs from base 171 to 2168 and encodes 665 amino acids. Gene Ontology annotation, biological process: axonal transport of mitochondrion; synapse maturation. NCBI's taxonomy places the organism in Eukaryota, Metazoa, Chordata, Actinopteri, Atheriniformes, Melanotaeniidae.